This is a messenger RNA of Acaulospora morrowiae, 1614 nucleotides long. The record is from the annotation of a GenBank genome assembly. NCBI's taxonomy places the organism in Eukaryota, Fungi, Glomeromycota, Glomeromycetes, Diversisporales, Acaulosporaceae.
AUGGACAAUCUUUUCGGUACACAUGAAAAGCACCAUAAAGAAGUAUAUUCAGGUAGCCAUGAACAUAAAGGCCAUUUAAGUCACGAAGUAGUGGCUGGUGCUGUAGGUUUCGAAGCCUUCAAGGCGUAUGAAAAGAAACGUGAGCAAGAGGGUCACCACGAUAAACAUGCUCUUGCUAAAGAGGUAUUGGCAGGUUUGGUUUCUGCUGAAGCUGAAAAGCUAUUUGAAACGAAAGGAUUAAAACAUAUUGAUGCUGAAAAGGCGAAAUGGGAUGCCAAGAAAGCUGCCGAAAAAAUGUAUGAGCGCGUUGCUCCUCAUGACUACGAGGAAAACGAAAAAGUAGAUGUUCAUGUCAACUCCCUUACACCGAUGAUGGGGCCAAAGAUGCAACUACUUAAAUCUAUUAUUCCGUAUGAUUAUUACUACAAGCCUUUUCACUUUUGUGAGCCCGAGGACAAAAAGGAUCAACCCGAAUCAUUGGGUAGUAUCCUAUUUGGAGAUCGUAUAUUCAACUCUCCGUAUGAGUUGUUUAUGCUUAAAAAUGAGUCCUGUCACGUACUUUGCGAGAAUCCAAGCAAAAUUCCGGGAGAAGAUGCCUCAUUUAUUAACGCUCGCAUACGUGAAAAUUAUGCGAUAAAUUGGCUUAUCGAUGGACUUCCCGCUGCCAGCAAAAGGACGGAUUCAAAAACCAAUUCUGUUUUCUAUAGUAUUGGGUUUGAGUUAGGUAAUCAAGGGACCAUGUCAAAUUUGAGCCCUUUAUUGCAUAAUCAUUAUGCUAUCGAAAUUCAGUAUCACAAGCAAGACCAAAAUAAAUAUCGUGUCGUUGGUGUUCUCGUCCGUCCCUCGAGUCAUAAGUACGAGUCUUUAGAUGAUGCUAAAAAUUGUCGCAUGACUGAAACUUUAACUUUGGACGAGAAAACCGACAAUACAGUAUGGUAUACUUAUAAAGUUGACUGGACGAUAUCACCAACUGCAUGGGCGACACGAUGGGAUAAUUAUUUGCACACAUUUGAUCCCAGGAUUCAUUGGUUUAGUUUGGUCAAUUCCAUUGUUAUCGUUCUAUUCUUGACGGGUAUGGUAGCCAUGAUUCUACUUCGUGCACUUCACAAGGAUAUCUCUCGUUAUAACCAAAUUGAAGCUCAGGAAGAUGUCCAGGAAGAUUUUGGUUGGAAGUUGGUUCACGGUGAUGUUUUCCGUCCUCCUAAUAACAUUAUGUUAUUAUCAGUACUCCUGGGUAGCGGCGCUCAGCUAUUUUUCAUGACUGCCGUGACUCUUGUGUUUGCCGUCCUUGGUUUCCUUUCCCCGUCAAAUCGAGGAUCUUUGGCUACUGUCAUGAUCAUCUUUUACAUGCUUUUUGGCUCUAUUGCGGGCUAUACGUCUGCACGUGUUUAUAAGACGUUUGGCGGUGAAUCCUGGAAGAAGAAUGUCUUUUUGACAGCUUUUAUGUUCCCUGCGAUCAUAUUUUCCAUUUUCCUCAUCUUAAACUUUUUCCUUGUAACAGCAAAGUCGUCAGGGGCAGUUCCUGCGACAACUCUAUUAGCGAUAAUAGGACUGUGGUUUUUGAUUUCCGUUCCUCUGUGUUGCAUCGGCUCUGUCUUUGGAUUCAAAAAACCU